AUGAAUCACAAUAAUAUCCCAUGUACUGACAUCUACCCCAAUAUUUACCGCAACCUGCGCUCGCAGCUCCAACUGCUUACCGCACCUCUUCUCUCUUUCGCACUCAGCAACCAGCUACCACCUUCCACUUCCGUGGACGCCUCCUACGCACCGCCUUGGUCCGCCGUCCUCUCGCAUGCGCCACCGCAACCUCCAGGCUUCUAUAGCGCCUGGUCACCUUCCAAACUCUUGAGACGUCAUGGUUUUAUUGUGUACUGUGAAGACGUGACAGCCCCUGGAUCAAACAAAUGGUCCGCCGUCCUCUCGCAUGCACCACCGCAACCUCCAGGCUUCUAUAGCGCCUGGUCACCUUCCAAACUCUUGAGUAAAACGAUGCACACAUCGAAGAGCGACAACACCACUUCCACUGCGCUGAGCCGCAAUAUGGCGUUGAGGAUUCAGCGUAGAAGUUUCUUCCUCGCGGCUGCAGUUUUCGCGUUAUGCGUGUCAUUAGCUUACAGCAUCGACUGCUUCAAGUGCGUGUCGAUGAACGGCCGCUUCCCGGCGUGCGACGACCCCUUCCACAACAACCACUCGCUGCAGAUGCUGGAGUCGCCCUGCAUGGGCGGCAGGAAGGGGAGGGACGGCCUGUUCCCUGCCACGUCCUGCAUAAAGAUAGCAGGAGUCUUCGACGACACGGGGGAGAGCAUAACGGUGCGGGGCUGCGGCCUGGACUCCGGCACCGCGACCACGGACACCGAGAUCAUACGAAUGUCCCACUGCGGGCGGUUCUACUACAACGAUCGCUACGUCCAUGGCUGCCUGCAGAGCUGCAACGACGCGGACGCCUGCAAUUCCUCACGCAGAUCCUCGGCUGCAUCUCUUCUUCUCUUCCUAGGCUCACUCACACUGGCGGCACUCGCCCAGUCGCUCCGGAGC
Molecule: messenger RNA, 918 nt
Organism: Iphiclides podalirius (scarce swallowtail)
Lineage: Eukaryota; Metazoa; Arthropoda; Insecta; Lepidoptera; Papilionidae
Source: the annotation of a GenBank genome assembly